Molecule: messenger RNA, 852 nt
Organism: Ramularia collo-cygni
Lineage: Eukaryota; Fungi; Ascomycota; Dothideomycetes; Mycosphaerellales; Mycosphaerellaceae
Product: 20S proteasome subunit Y7
Exons: 4
Coding region: 1-852 (283 amino acids)
Biological process (GO): ubiquitin-dependent protein catabolic process
Cellular component (GO): proteasome core complex, alpha-subunit complex; proteasome core complex
Source: RefSeq, a predicted model, not a curated record
AUGGCCGACCGCUACAGCUUCUCCCUCACAACUUUCUCCCCCAGUGGAAAGCUGGUACAAAUUGAAUAUGCGCUCAAUGCCGUCAACCAAGGUGUGACAUCGCUCGGUAUCAAGGCGGCCAAUGGAAUCGUCCUCGCCACAGAGAAGAAAUCAUCCACACCGCUCAUCGAUGCCUCAUCCUCGUCCAAGGUCUCGCUCAUCACGCCCAACAUCGGCAUGGUCUACUCUGGCAUGGGUCCCGACUACCGCGUGCUGGUCGACAAGGCACGCAAAGUCAGCCACACGGGAUACAAGCGGAUAUACAACGAGUACCCACCGACACGGAUAUUGGUGCAGGAUGUGGCGCGCGUGAUGCAGGAGGCGACGCAGAGCGGUGGCGUGCGGCCGUACGGUGUGAGCCUGCUGAUUGCGGGCUGGGAUGAUGGCAUUGAGCCUGAGCAAGAGGAGCAGAAGGCUGCCGAUGGCAUGGCAGUCGACGCUGACGCGCCAAAGAAGCCGACGGGCAAGACGGGAGGCAUCCUCAAGGGUGGGCCCAGCUUAUAUCAGGUCGAUCCCAGCGGCAGCUAUUUCCCGUGGAAGGCGACGGCUAUUGGUAAGAGCGCUACAAGCGCAAAGACGUUCUUGGAGAAGCGGUACACGGAGGGAUUGGAGUUGGAAGACGCAGUGCACAUUGCGCUGCUGACACUAAAGGAGACGAUCGAGGGUGAAAUGAACGGCGACACUGUGGAGAUUGGCAUCGUCGGCCCACCCGCAGAUCAUCUGCUCGGAUACGAGGGCGUCGAGGGCGCUUCCGGCCCACGGUUCAGAAAGCUCAGUCCUGCGGAGAUCGAGGACUACUUGACCAACUUGUAG